Molecule: messenger RNA, 2898 nt
Organism: Dioszegia hungarica
Lineage: Eukaryota; Fungi; Basidiomycota; Tremellomycetes; Tremellales; Bulleribasidiaceae
Product: putative integral membrane protein
Exons: 21
Coding region: 1-2898 (965 amino acids)
Cellular component (GO): plasma membrane
Molecular function (GO): calcium-activated cation channel activity
Source: RefSeq, a predicted model, not a curated record
AUGGCCGACUUAUCACAGCACGCAAAUUAUACAGGCGCCUACUCUGGUCUCCUCAACAAUUUAUGGUUGACAUUGGGUAUUGCGGGGGCAUGCCUACUGGGAUAUGAGAUCGAGGUCCGGAUACCGCGGCGGCGAGGGUGGCAGGGCGGGAAGAAGAGGGCAGUAGUGCGGAUAUGGUGGGCUGGGAAGAAGGCCUGGGUGCGAUAUCGUCGGCGAGGCGAGGACGGGAUAGACAAGGAGAAAGGAGGGGAAAAGCGGUCAUUAGAGGAGCCAGAGAGCAAUUUGGCCAAGGAGCGGCGGAGGGUUGGAGACAGGGAACAUUGGGAGUUCGGGUACAUAUAUCAGCCGAAGACUUGGGGAUUAAAUGCCUCAGCUCCCGUACCAAAAUGGCCCCUUGCCUGGACGGUGGACGUCCUCAAGAUUCGGGAGGCGGAUAUGCCCCCAAUAUGGGGAUUGGACAUCACGCUCCACAUCCGCUUCCUACGGGCAUGCUUCUUCUACACGCUCCUCCAGCUCCUUAUUGUCGCUCCAAUCCUCCUCCCUCUUCAUAUCCUGUAUUCUCCCUCAAACGUCGACAUCACCUCAAUGAUCCGCGCUGGUAUAUCAAGUCUCGUCGAGAGCUCCGGUUCAAAAUGGCUUUGGGUACACUCGCUUCUGAUCUGGUGGGUGACAGCGUGCUGGGUGUUGACGGUCAUAUGGAUCAUAUGGGGCGGAGCGGGAUAUAGGCGUCGGGAGGUGGCGAGAUUGAGGAUCAAAGUGGAGGCGGAACGGGCAGCGGCAAAAUCUGGGGGAUCAGUGUCAAGCGGCACUGUAGGCGAGAUGGAGGAGGAGCCGGUGGGAGUCAAGCAAUAUCGGACGUUGAUGAUUCUCAAUAUCCCGCCAGAUAUGCGAGACGAAGAAACCAUGGAAGACUACUUCAAUCACUAUGUCCACGAACAUCGCCGUCGCGUCCUCUCCCGCACCCGCCCGAAUCAACCCAUCACCAUUACCGCACCCAGCAGAGCCGCAUCUCCCGCCCCGACACCCAUUGGGCCCAUGUCCCUCUUCAAGAAGGCGCCGCGGCCCGUCACCAGUGAGAAAGCUUCGCCUGACUCUAAAGUGGAGGAUGUGAUUUUGGUGCGGAAGUUGGGAUCGAUCAUCAGUCUACGCGAGCGAAGAUUGAAGGUGUUAAGGGAAUUGGAGAUGGCCCACGUCAAGCUCGCUCGUCGCGUCCUGUCCGCUGUAUCCGCCCACAAGAAACACCAUCGACCCUCCCCAGAUCCUUUCGUUGCCGAUGCUGGGGCUCGUGAUGGCUUGCCGGUCAAAAAGGAACGGAUGGACAAGCUUGUAGCGGCUUUGGGCGGAUUUGUCGAUGAUGAGGACGAGCAGAAGGGCGAGGGUAGCGUGACGGUCUGGGAGGCGAUGCACAAUCUACCUCGCCAGCUCCUCGACCCCUACCAGGCUCUCACCCAUCUCAGCUUCACCUUCCGGUUCCGCAAGACCAACGCCCCACUCAUCGACUACCUCACCACCAAACUUGCCUACCUCACUAUCCUCCUUGACGACGCGCGCGCUAAGCCCAUGUCGUCCUACCCCGCCUCGAGCGCCGCAUUCGUCACAUUCCGGGAUGCUCGGACUGCGCGUUUGGCACUCAAGGUACUAGAGAACCAUCCGAAGCGGAGACUUGCGUGCCAUACUCAGCCUGCUCCAGAUUGGGCGGAGCUGCUUUGGCCGCGUUUGGGUUUGAGCGUAUACAGGAGCGAGUUUGUCAGGGGUUGGGUGGUUUUUAUCGGAGUAUGGGCCUUCACCCUAGCAUGGAUCUUCCCAGUAUCCCUCUUCUGCGCCUUGACGUCCCUUACCAACAUCGCUGGUUUCCUCCCGCAGCUCAAAUCCUGGUUAGACGCAAAUCCAGACUCUGCAUCGGCCAUCACCUCCCUCGCUCCUGUUAUCCUCGUCGCUCUGUUGACAAUCGCUAUCUGCCCCAUUCUGCUGGUCAUCGCCAACAAGGCGGAGACUAUCGUUACCAGGCUAGGAAUCCACAAUAGUGUUCUGGAGAGAUUCUGGAAGUUCCUGAUGGUCAAUGGUGUCGUCUUCUUCGCUAUCGGCCAAUCCGCCAUCGAAGCAUACCUCACCGCUUUUCAGACAAACGACUUUGACCCCCUGCCUAUCGUCGCAUCGGCAUUCCCUACCGCUGCUCCGUACUUCGCCAGCUACAUUUUGCUUCAGGUCGCCAUCCAGCCAUGCUUUGAGAUCUUCCGCUUCGGGCUUCCGGCGAUAGUCUACUGGUUCGGUAAUAGGUGGAGCAAUAUUCCAAGACAGCGAUCUUCGCGGACCGAGUAUCCUACUUUCAGUCACUUCUCCCAAUUGCCCUAUCAAUUACUUGCUGGUGCAAUUAUGCAUCUGUUCAUGUUGUUGAAUCCCCUUGUCAUACCUUUCACCCUGAUCUAUUAUGCUACUUGUUACAUCGUAUGGAAACGCCAAUUCGCCUACGUAUACGGUCGCUUGUAUGAGAACAACGGACGAAGAUCUUGUAUCCGGAUCCUGCGGUAUAGUCUCGAUGCUCUGGCUUUGGGUCAAGUGAGAGAGGCGAUCUCGACGGGAAUCUUGUUCUUCCUUACCUUGGGUCUGAAACUCGUGUACGUCAGCGUCUGCUUUGUAAAGGGGAUGUGUGCUGAUUCUCAGUCUUACUCGUGCCAUCAAACAACGAUUCGACAAGUGAGUCGCUGGCAGAGGUCAAGCCAGACCAAGCUGAUCAUCCAGCCUCGAGAUCGAGCAAGCGGACAUUCUCUGCCCUCCAGUCCCGCGCGAAGACACCCACGACGGCUCGGUCGAGGAUACUUUCGAGGUGCUAGACGAGCACGGAAAGCCUCACCCCCACACAUCCCUCCGGAUGCAGAGCAGGUUCCAGCUCUUCCGUGA